Amoebophrya sp. A25 is the source of this 7719-nucleotide messenger RNA. The record is from the annotation of a GenBank genome assembly. NCBI's taxonomy places the organism in Eukaryota, Dinophyceae, Syndiniales, Amoebophryaceae.
CGUCAAUAUCAAGUGGUUAUUGGUAGAGUUUCUUUUUCAAAUUGUGACAUUGACUUCGUGAAGGUUAUGAACUUUGAGACUUCGUCGACGAGGAAAACGCAGAAACGCUCUUAGAGAAGGUUCGACUCGCAUAGUUUCUGGAUACAGAUGAAAGGAAUCAAUCACGACUAUACAACGCGUUGUACGACAAAAAAGUGGCAGAGUUGCCUUCAAUAAAUCACGGCGUAGAAUUGUUGUCAAGAGUGAAAUUAAUUGUCGUUGCAGUCAAAAGAGCAACAGCUGCGGAAUGGAGGGAAAUCUCUCGAACUGAAAUAGCAAAAAAUCGCGUAUUUCAAAAAUCGGAAUUCGGUUUCAAAAAUUUCAAAAGUCGAAAUUCGUUCGUCUCUCGUCGAGAAAGUAGCAAAAUAAACAAGUUGGUCGUGCAAGAGAGAGAGCGAGAGAGUUCGUCUUGCCACGGAGAGAAAAAGGAACGAGAGACGGAAAACACCCCCUUGUCCAAAUGGACCCAAACCGCAUACUAGCCCACCAUAACUCCCUUCACAAACCGAACCCAACCGCUGACCCUUCAAAAGCUCAACUGGCUAGCUUGUCUGAUGAAUCUGGUCUAAAUGUCAUCAAAAUUUUCCUUUACUGCUAACAAGAAAAGAUCAUGGGUUUUGGAAGAACAACGAUUCAAUAAUAUCCUUUACUGCUAACCAUCACAAAAAUACCACCCCAUCUGCUGCCAACACCCAAUCACAGAACCACACAAGUAGGUAGGUAGUAGUAAUUUUUAACAUAUAGAGUAGUUGAGUAAUUCGAAUUUGUCUUUGUGUGUAGAUCUAAUACUACAGCUACAGUCAGAGAAGAAAUUCUUGAGGAUCUUUUUACUUCAAGAUGGCAACGACAUCAAGCUAUCGGCGCAGACGGGAGAACGACGAGAAUCGGCAUCCCUCGCGCAGUAGCAGCAAUGUGCCAUCAAACCACUCAAAGAAGAUGAAGUUUCCCCCACAGCAACAGCACAUGCGAAAUCCGGGAGGAAGCGCUGCGAGGUAUGUCGAAUUCGUUGCACUAGGUGAGUGCACAAAACAUAGAACAAGCUGACAACUUUCGCCUUGGUAGAACUUCUUGACGUUGAAAACAGCGUGGUCCGCAAGUUCCAAUUAUUCACAUCAAUGUUUUACAACCAAUACAGGUGUCCCGAAAGGCAAGCGCUUGCAGGCAUGCACCCAGCACAUUUUGGUGGUUUGCAGCAUCACAUGAAUUCCACCUAUCACAACCUCGCGAAUUACCAUGGGGAAAACUCGCAUCAGCAUGGUACUGUUGGCUUGCAAGAAAUAUAUUUCCUGCCGCUGGUGAGUACUGCGACAGAGGGUUUUACAACAGCCUUUAAAACUUCUUGUCAUGUUUUCCUACUUUUUCAUACGUCUCUAUGAUCAUGACACAUCAAGAACAGCAUCUCCUCUAAUAGAGGAUCUUCAAACCCCAAAAUCAGCCCGGCCAAGCACUCGGAAUAGUGCCAUUUAUUCGCAAGCAAAUGGAGACUUUUCAUCGACGUAUCACGCAGACCAGCAUGGCACUCUGAAGAGGAUAGGACACCAUAGUGACGACGGCCCGCCGCUGAGGAAAUUCCACUCGGAGGCGAAUUUGUGGAGAACAAACACUUAUGAUCCGAGUCAGCAGCAUCACUAUGCUAGUGGAGCAGCGAACAGUGCAUCGAUUAGAGGAUACUCAGCAUCGAGACAUGUACUACGACUACCAGCUCAUGUUUUGGGAGUGGCUGCCUUUGAUUUCAGUUUCUUUUGACGAUUUUUACGAAUUUGGUAUAUUCCAAAUUUCCCUGCUGACUGAGUACACCAUGACUUCAAGAACUAUAGGAAUAGUAGUGGUCUUUGAUAUUCAUUCAGUUUCUUUUGACGAUUAUUUUCCUGUGUGCAGCUGCACAUCAAUUACACCUCUUUUCCGUGUGAGACAUCACUUCUAACGAAUUUCAGCCCAAAUCUCAUUUCAGAUGCACGAAGGAUCCGCACAUCCUCAUCAUGGGGCGCAAAGCGGCGACUAUGCGCGAGACCACGCGAUCUACAACCUUGGCACACAUCAUCAGAGCAGUGGUGGACAUCAAGUGAUGCAGCAACACCUUGAGCAUGCGAAGUCGUUCUUGAGUAGUCGCGCAGCUACGCGGUUUCCAAACGGCGGCGCGCCACAGCACAUGUCGGUAAUGGAUGGUGGACACCAGCAGUCGAGCGAUCCCGGCAAUUCUGGUGUCGUGUCCGGUGCUGGUCCAGCCUGUAGCUCUUCCGCCGUGAUGCAGCAAGGUGGCGCAGGAGCUACUUCUGCGACGUAUCAUAGCUACUAUCACCACUGUCCUCCACAACCUCCUCCAGCGCCACAUCAACCACACCACCAUCAAAUAAAUGGACAUCAUCCACCACAUCAGUCUGAGUAUCAUAAUCAUCCGCAGGCAGGAGGAGGAGGACCAGGUUUAGGACCACACCACCACUCAGCGCAUCACCACCAUCAGCAAGUGCACCUGCAGCAAAGAGUGCCCGGCUCAUAUCAGCACAACGUGAUGAAAUCUCGGAGUACGCAGUCGACAGAAGUGGAGACACCGACGGAAGAAGAUGGCCACGUGUCAGAGUCGUGUAGCCCAGCAGCAGGCAAGAGAGAUGAUGCAGGUUCGCUUGAAAUUUUCUUGAGAUAGUGAUAGGAUACUUGCCGUACAUUUAAUGUACCUUGGGAACUUUCGAUCCGACGAACUUCCCUCAUGCUUCCUUUCAACUACAACGUUCUCUUCGUUACGAUCCAACCACUUCUAGGUACUGUCCGUGAGUACGAGGCUUCGCUCUUCGCCUACCUCCGCGAACAAGAGCAGCAGUACAAAGUUGAUGCGCAUAAAUUGAAGGGGCAAGUUAAUGUUGGCAGAAGAGCUGCUUUGGUAGAUUGGCUCGUGCAAGUGCAUGCGAAACACAACUUGCGGGAGGAGACGCUAUUUAUCACGAUUUCGAUUUUAGACCGGUUUAUCGAAAAGCAGCCAAUAGUGGAGGCAACGAUGCAGCUGGUUGGGAUGGCAUGUAUUACUAGUUCUAAGCUCUUCCUCAUGAGAAAAACUAAAAUGACUUAGAGAUCAACGACUUAGAAGAGUCAAGAUCGAUCUUCACUUUUCACCAAAAACAACGACAAGAUCCACAGAAUCUACGUAAAACAAAGAGUCAGGCAGCGUGAUGAUAUGGAACAAUAAAUUAGUCUUUCGCACUGAUGCUCUUCACAUAACUCGUGUUGUGGCAUUGAAAGACAUAUCCCAACCUAUCUGAACUGGCAGGUCUACUCAUAGCGAGCAAAUAUGAGGAUAUCCAUCCACCAAGAAUCGAAGAUCUUUUGAGGGUACUUCUACAUUGAGUUUGUGCCCAUAUUUUCACCUUUUGAAAGAUCUUCACAAAAGAUAUUUCAGACUUGUGCAACGUUAGAGUUAGCAGAUGUUUGGCUUUUCCUACCUCGUGUCUUUGCACUUGGUGGAUAAUUCCCUGUGCCUCCUCUGUGUUACAACAUUGCUAGAAAAGAUCCCACAGCCACCUUAGUCGUCUUUCCGGUUUUCAGAUCGAUGGCGCUCGGCUGUAGCUUCGCACUAGAGAGUUGAUUUCCCUUGGUUUGGAGCAUCUAUUCGAUGGUCUAGACAUUUAUAUGGGGCAAGUCUUAGUGUGGCGAAGUACAGUUUAAAUGGACCUUACAACUAGUAGGUUACCUAGGUUACACUUUAGUUCACAAUCACAACUACUCUGCAAUGGUUAAGUCAGCAGGCGACUUGGGUUUUGGAGCUUUCUUCAGAAAGCUUCCUUUCUCCGUCCCGCGGCUGUGUUACAACAUUGCAAUAGAGACCUUGCAACCCGCCUGUCGCCUGAUUCGGUUUUCGAGUCUCUGACUAUGGAUUGCCGUACUGCAAUUGAGAGUAGACACGGUCUUGAUGUUGCCUACAUGUGAGGUGUACAACAAGUCAGUGGUCAGUGUCUUAGUAGCGCAGUGCACAACCUCCAAAAAAGGAACUCCUACGCUAUAAUUUGAAGCCGGUCAACAUGAUGAAUUUGCUUCUUCUAAAGCAGUAAGAAAUACAGAAUGUUGAUCAUAGCAAACUACUUACAAGAACAAGACCCCUUCACACCAACCGCAAACUACAAGACAGACCCUCCACCACCAUCUCACUCAGGCAUGCGAGAAGAAGCAUACGAAAGGAGCGGUCUUACAGAUGGAGAUCGAUGUUUUGAAUGCUCUUGAGUUUCGGAUUCCCGGAGUCUUGCCUUUAGAAUUUUUGCGAAGACUGUUGAGGCUCGCACCGGAUUAUGCCAAUGCGCCACAGAGCAAUGCAGGGGAACUGUAUCGGGUACUGGCUUUUCGAAGUCGGGCAACUAGCAGGAAUGAUCGGUCACGCCUAGAAGAAGUAACUACAGUAAGAAGGUGUCAUCUAUGUAGAUAUAAGCUUGACACGAACAAGAACAGCAAACAUCGUAAAAACUUUCUGGCUCGUAAAAUAAGCGCUUUCAAAUUUCUCAUCACAGGAAACGCAAUACAACCUUGCAUUGUUUAUCCUCGAACUUGCCAUGAUUGAUGGGACUAUUUUCUCGGCUCCAGACGCGAGUGCGGUUGCGGCGAGUGCCUUGUAUUUUGCGCGCCAGCUGAUGCGCGUUGAAACCGUCUGGACACCUCAGAUGGACGCUGAGUGUCGUAGUGGCAGUAAAGCUCUCUACAAAGCGAUGUCAGCUCUAUGGCUCGCAAGUCAUAAGACCAACUUCCUCUACGCAGCUAUUCCACGUAAGUUUUCAGACCGCAAAUGGCGCUCAGUAGCUGGCAGGUUCAGAAAUGAAGACUUGAGUGCACUAGUGGCGCCAGAAUCCUUGAAGAUGAACGGAGGACACCACUCAGGAGCGCAACCGGUUGGACAACAAGUGAGUAGCAACAACAACAACAACAACAGUCAUCAUAAUCCCAAUAGCACUAGUUCUUCUGGCAGUACCAGUAACAUUAUGCCAGCAUCAGGAGCUGGACCAUUGUCAUCUUCCUCUGCUUGUUCUAUUGCUUCGGCCAUCGCAUCACAAGCGGGUUCUGCUGAUGUAGGAUGUGAAGGGGCCAACGCGACAAACAACAACUAUCACGGCAUGAGUACCGUUUCUGUCGCCCCAUCUGGGGUUGGGCAGACUCUAACUCAGUCUCAACAGCAGCAAGAAGUAGUUGAUCACAAGAAUGAUGUGAAACAUCUUCACGCCAGGACGAGAAGCGAGGUGGAUUCUGACGACACGACUAUGAGCAUUUGCGCCAGCAAGACAACGACAACUCACUCUGUGAAUUCCUCGACGUGUGAUCAGCAGCACCAGCUAGACGAGCUUGCGCGUGCAGGUGCAUACGGAGGUAGAAGCCGACGCGAAUCGGCUGUAGAGAGUCUCGGUCGCCGCUCCAUGGUUGUGGACUCCACACCACCAGAUCUUGUUGUUGCGACUGAUCACUAAGACAGUCGCAUUGGAGUAGUAGUAGUACCACUCCGAGUACUAGAAGUACUCCGAACCUGAGACGCGAAAGAGGAGGGCUGCUCCUGCUUGCAGUAUAAAUGAGCCGCGCGACUGAUCAGAAAAAGAACAUGAGUAACAAGGUAGCUCGAACCGAAAGAUAAAAAUCCCAUUCUCGAAUUUACGAAAGACCUAAGGUAACUUUUAGUAUGAGAAUUUCCUUGUAGUCGUAUCAAGUAGCACAUGGGAUCUAUGACCUGCUCGACGAUGUCGCUGAACAAGUCAUAGUCCUUAUGUCGCGAUCCCAAAAGAUUUUUUAGAGUUCUGAAUUUGCUUCGUUAUUUUAUCUGUUUGUUCUUGUUUGAUGACGAUGAUUGUGAACAGGGAGACGGUAAUCAACACCAACACGGAGGUUUUACCGAUCGGGACGACCUGAUCUCUUAUACGACCUACGUAAAUAGUAAAUGAGAACGUAACUCCGCCGUCUGUCUAAAACAUAUCACCUACGUAUGUAGUUUGGUGUGACUCACACCUUUGCAGCUGCUAGUUACAGUUUUGUAGUGAAGAAAUAGCUACACCAAUUACGUCCUCCAGCUCCAUGAUCUACGUACCACUAUCACGCUCCAUACCGUUCUACUAUCGCCUCUUCUUCCUACUGUCAAGAAGAGGCAUUAAGCUUUUAUGUCAUUCAUCCGUUCCAAUUUUCCACUACCAACACACUUCUAGAGGUGUGCGUUGCCUUCGACGUAAGCAUGGUCAUGUGCACGUGACUUACACAAGACUUAGAUCAAUACCGGAAGAAUAACGUAGCAGACCUGGUCCUGAAACUCGUCAUAUUACUUACUCAUACGUGGAAAGAAACGUAGCUGACCUACCUGUACCCUCCCCCAUCACUAAUAAAUAGUCUUCAUCCAUGAACUAACAGUAACAAUCCCGCAUUCCCAAAAGAAAAAUAUUUUGUCUAUCAGUAAGAAAAUCAAAGUAGAUCAUUCGGUCUCUGAUAGCUGUUGAUGUAUCUAUUGACAUAAAAUGAACCUAACUACCGAUACUAGUAUGAAAAAACUAGAUCCAGAGUCAGAAACGACUUUCCUUCAUUGAUGUUGCAUCCGUUGUUCUUCUCCCCCUGCAUAGUUUCGUUCUUAAGAUGGUGAUGCGGCUGCGGACGAGCUUGAGCGCAACGCUUGCGUACUUGCUUAGGACCGUAGUCCUGGUCCAAAUUUUUAAUUCCAUCCGCUAAGACGGAACCCAGCCACGACGGAUUGGGUACAUCAAAGUAAGUAGAAAUUAUCAAUUCCACCAUGAGAAUGAAAUCCACAUAUGUCUGACCUGUGAACUUCCCCGACUACCUCCCUCCCAUUUGUUUGCUCGUGCAUUUCCAAUUGACAAGAUCUAUCAUAGCAAAGGAUCCCUCCAAGGCAACCACCCAUCAACAUAAUACUCAAUGUUGAGCAGUAACUACCUGUAUUUUUCAGGAGACGUAGAGCCCGUAUUUAUUCUAAACUCAUGAUCAAGAUCAUCUCUUUUAAAAUUUUGCUUCAAUAACAUGAAAAAAAUCAUGUGGAGCACUUUCUGUUGUAGGUGCGAAACGCCAAAAAAAUCACAUCUAUAAUCACAAACAGUUCGAUUCUAUCAGAAUCCCUUCAUGAACCAACGUGUCAGCGAAAUGCCAAUAUCUUCUAAAAACUAACAUGAUCACAAGAAGAGUCAUGAUUGAUGUCUUAGUCUACUUAAGUAUUUCAUCAUUUUCCAUGACAACAUACUAGCCUAUUUGUGUGAACACUUGCAUAGUUAGUCCCGUCAGGACGACGACAAGCACAGCAUUUGAUUAAUAUAGUUUAUGAUGUCCGUUGUCACGUCACUAGCAUGCUGUCUUGAUUUACAACAGGUUUAUCAUGGUUCUUGUUUUGUUCUACUUUUAGUUAGGUAAUCUAAGUUACUACUUGAUGAGACCCUUGCUAAAACCAAGGGUCUGCUUCAAAACGUUGUUCUUUCCAGGAUUUCCUCCAAUAUUUCGGCAGAAAGAAUUUCUGCAUGCAGAGCUUCGCAACAUGGACAGACAGACAUAUUAUGGAUGCAAAAUUUAUUCCGUGCAACUGCAACAACUUAAUAUAUGGGAGGUGUAAGAAAAGGCUGUAGUGGCAAUAAUGAUGUCAUGACUAUGAUAACCAAACAAGUUAUACAAGAUAGAUGAACUACUGAGCAUCAACGUCGAAAGACAGCUGUGGCAUAGAUGGCAGUGAGGCAACGCGUG